AUGUCAACUGAAGAAUACUAUAAUGAUCUUCAAAGGAUCUUGGCUGCCAUUACCCAAUCUACCGGUGCCGGUUUGAAAGAAGCAACCAAGACUUUACAAACUGUCUACUAUCCACAACCUGCGUCAGUUCCUGCUUUGGUCAAUAUUUUACAAACUCAACCGGAUGUUGGUGUUAGACAAUUAGCAGGUAUCGAAGUUAGAAAAUUGAUUCCAAAACACUGGAACUCUUUAGAUGAUGCCACCAAGACCCAAAUCAAAACAUCCUUGUUGCAAAAUGCCUUCACUGAAGAAAAGCAAAUUAUUCGUCAUGCAAAUGCUCAUGUUAUCGCAGCUAUCAGUAUUGAAGAAUUAGAAGCUAACAAAUGGCCGGAUUUGAUUCCUAAUUUGAUCCAAGCAGCUUCCAAUGAAGAUGCUGCCACUAGACAAACUGCCAUUUUCAUUCUNUUAUCCUUAUUAGAAGAAUUCCUCCCNNAGUCUUUGACUAGAUACAUUGAUGACUUCUUGAACUUAUUCAGUCAAACCAUUAACGAUACUGCAUCGUUGGAAACCAGAUCCCUAUCCGCACAAGCUUUGAACCACGUUUCUGCAUUGAUUGAAGAACAAGAUGAAAUCAAUCCACAACAGGCUGCCAAAUUUAUUUCUUUAAUUCCAUCAUUCGUUGCUGUCUUAGAUGCAGUCAUUAAAGCAGAUGACACUGAUAAUGCCAAAUUGAUUUUCAAUUGUUUGAACGAUUUCCUUCUAUUGGACUCUCAAUUGACUGGUAAUACUAUUGCUGAUUUGAUUAAAUUGGCUUUGCAAAUCGCUGUCAACAAGGAAAUCGAAGAAGAAGUUAGAGUCUAUGCUAUUCAAUUUAUCAUUUCUGCUUUAAGUUAUAGAAAAUCCAAGGUUUCUCAAAGUAAAUUAGGUCCAGAGAUUACUUUAUCUGCUUUGAGAAUUGCUGCUGAAGAAAUUGACGUUGAAGAUGAAUUGAACAAUGAAGAGGAAACCAGUGAAAAUGAAGAAAAUACCCCACCAUCAGCUGCCAUCAGAUUGAUUGCGUUUGCUGCAUCUGAAUUGCCACCAUCUCAAGUCGCUUCAGUUAUCGUUGAACAUUUACCUACUAUGUUGCACUCUACUAAUAGUUUUGAAAGAAGAGCUAUUCUUUUAGCUAUCUCUGUCGCUGUAACUGGUUCUCCGGAUUACAUUUUGUCUCAAUUUGAUAAGAUUAUCCCAGCUGCUAUUGCAGGUUUGAAAGAUUCUGAACCAGUUGUCAAAUUGGCUGCAUUGAAAUGUGUUUCCCAAUUGACUACUGAUUUGCAAGAUGAUGUUGCCAAGUUCCAUGAAGAUUUUUUACCAUUAAUCAUUGACAUUAUCGAUUCUGCUAAAUUCGUCGUCAUUUAUAAUUACGCCACUGUUGCCUUAGAUGGAUUAUUAGAAUUUAUCGCCUACGAUGCCAUUAUUAAGUAUUUGGAACCAUUAAUGAACAAAUUGUUCUACAUGUUAGAAAGUAACCAAUCAUCCAAACUAAGAUGUGCUAUUGUUUCUGCUAUUGGUUCUGCUGCGUUUGCUGCUGGUUCUGCAUUCAUUCCAUACUUCAAGACAAGUGUUCAAUACUUGGAACAAUUUAUUCAAAAUUGUUCCAACAUUGAAGGGAUGACUGAAGAUGACAUUGAAUUGAGAGCCAUGACUUUUGAAAAUAUCUCUACUAUGGCUAGAGCUGUUAGAUCAGAAACAUUUGCUCCAUUUGCCGAUCCAUUAGUCACUGCUGCCUAUGAUGCUAUUAGAACUGAUUCUGCUAGAUUAAGAGAAUCUGGUUAUGCUUUCAUUGCCAAUCUUGCCAAAGUUUACGGUGAAAAUUUCGCACCAUUCUUAAAGACUGUCAUGCCAGAAAUUUUCAAGACUUUAGGAUUGAGCGAAUAUCAAUUUGAAGGUGAAGGUGAUGAAUUAGCUGCCUUGGCUGACGGUGGUUCUGAAGAAGAUUUACAAAGUAAGUUUACUGUUAAUACCGGUAUUGCUUACGAAAAGGAAGUUGCUGCUGCUGCUUUAUCGGAAUUAGCUAUUGGGACGAAGAAACAUUUCUUGCCAUACGUUGAAGAAAGUUUGAAAAUAUUAAAUGAACAAGUGGAAGAAUCCUAUGGUUUAAGAGAAACUGCUUUGAACACCAUUUGGAAUAUUGUUAAAGCUGUUUUAUUAGCUUCUGGUGCAGUGGCUGAAAGUUAUCCAAAGGGUAUUCCAGCCGGUUCAUAUGUUGAUCAAAGUGUCUUAACCAUUAUUCAAUCCGCUAGAGAAACUGCUUUGACUAAUAUUGUUGAUGAAUUUGAAACUGCCAUGGUCAUUACAGUAAUGGAAGAUUUUGCUAAUAUGAUCAAGCAAUUCGGUCCUAUUAUUGUCAUGGAUAAUGGUAACACAGCGGGUUUGGAAUCUUUAUGUUUACAGGUCAAUAAUGUCUUAAAGGGUGAGCAUACCUGUCAAACUAUUGAUAUGGAAGAAGAUAUUCCAAAGGAUGAAGAAUUAGAUGCCUCUGAAACUGAAGCUACUCUACAAGAUGUUGUAUUAGAAGUUUUGGUUAGUCUAUCGUUUUCCUUAGCUUCUGACUUCCCAAAAGUUUUCGAAACCUUCAAACCAACUAUCUUCACAUUGUUCAAAUCUAAAUCCAAAAAUAAGAGAUCAUCUGCUGUUGGUGCUGUUUCAGAGAUUGUCUUAGGUAUGAAAGAAUCUAAUCCAUUUAUUCAAGAGAUGUUAGAAAGUUUAAUCAUUAUCUUAACAAGUGAUAAAUCAUUAGAAGUAAGAGGUAAUGCUGCAUACGGUGUUGGGUUAUUGUGUGAAUAUGCUCAAUUUGAUGUUACAUCAGUCUACGAACCAGUAUUGAAAGCUUUGUAUGAAUUGUUAAGCACAGCUGAUCAAAAGGCUUUAACAGAAGAUGAUGAAGCCACUAGAGAAACCAUUGAUAGAUCCUAUGCCAAUGCUACUGGUUGUGUUGCUAGAAUGACCUUAAAGAACGAAAAUUUUGUUCCAGUGGAUCAAACUCUUCCAGCAUUAUUAGCACAUUUACCAUUAAAGACCGGAUUUGAAGAAUAUAAUCCAAUCUUUGAAUUAAUAAUGAAACUAUACCAACAAAAUAAUUCUGUCAUUGCCAAUGCUACACCAAAGGUUGUUGAAAUUCUAAGUGCCGUAUUUGCUAAGGAACAAGAAAGAAUUAAAUUAGAACAAGAAUCUACUUUAGGAAGAGAAGAAAAUAUGGAUAGAUUGAAACAAUUCCAAACAGAAGAAAUGAAGCAAAAAGUCAUUGAACUUUUGAAAUAUUUGAAUACAACUUAUAAUGGUAUUGUUGCUGCCGAUGCAGUCUUAGCUACUGUCAUUGCUUAA
Messenger RNA from Naumovozyma dairenensis CBS 421, 3345 nucleotides. It is a transcript of the gene KAP123, whose product is annotated as karyopherin KAP123. Gene Ontology annotation, cellular component: cytoplasm; nucleus. Gene Ontology annotation, molecular function: small GTPase binding; nuclear import signal receptor activity. NCBI's taxonomy places the organism in Eukaryota, Fungi, Ascomycota, Saccharomycetes, Saccharomycetales, Saccharomycetaceae. Gene Ontology annotation, biological process: protein import into nucleus. The record is from RefSeq and is a predicted model, not a curated record. The transcript has a single exon. Bases 1 to 3345 code for a protein of 1114 amino acids.